Molecule: messenger RNA, 486 nt
Organism: Protobothrops mucrosquamatus (brown spotted pit viper)
Lineage: Eukaryota; Metazoa; Chordata; Lepidosauria; Squamata; Viperidae
Product: nucleobindin-2
Cellular component (GO): endoplasmic reticulum-Golgi intermediate compartment; extracellular exosome
Molecular function (GO): calcium ion binding
Source: RefSeq, a predicted model, not a curated record
GGACACUGGAUUGUAUUAUGAUGUCUAUCUCAGGCAAGUGAUAGAGGUUUUGGAGACAGACAAACAUUUCAGAGAGAAACUCCAAACAGCAGACAUAGAAGAAAUAAAGGUAAGUAUAGUAAUUAGCAAAUUUUCACCACAGUUCUGUUUUUUGUUUGGGUUACUUUUAGAUUCUGGCGUAGACCAUCAAGCUCUUCUCAAACAGUUUGGGCAUCUGAACCAUCACAACCCUCACACUUUUGAAGUUAAAGAUUUAGACAUGCUAAUCAAAACUGCUACACAUGACUUAGAAAACUAUGACAAUGACCGCCAUGAGGAGUUUAAAAAGUAUGAGAUGAUGAAAGAACAUGAAAGGAGAGAAUAUUUAAAAACACUGGAUGAAGAAAAGAGACACCAAGAAGAAGCAAAAUAUGAGGACCUGAAAAAAAAGCACAAUGAUCACCCCAAAGUUAACCAUCCUGUAAGUUCGCUGUUUUUACCCACACU